AUGAUAUCGACGGCAGGGCCGCAACUCUCUAUAGACGAUAUUCUCGUUAGUGAACAACUCAUAAAUGAUGAAAUAUCCUCGAAUGACCCGAAUUCUCUUCGAACAUCACGGUCUUCUCUCAUCAAAACAAAGAAGCGUCACGAUGGACGAUAUCAGUGCCUGCCUGUAGCGUUCGCCGCAUCGCUCUUCGGAAUCCUUGCUACUGUUAGCCUUCUCUUGGCCCUUGCCUGUUUAGUUAUACGGCAAGAGUCAUGUGAACAACCUCAGUCUUCCAACUGUACAGACACUCUUAGAGAAGACAAGGAUAGGCUUGAUCGAAUAUCGAAGGAGCUGUCGGAUGAGUUUAGUUCGAUGCGAAUCAAGCAAAACAUGAGGUGGAUGGCCAAGACAUCACAUAUCGCUGGUACUGUCGAGAAUGCUGCGCUAAUUCGGCGGUUGAGUGAAGAGUAUGAUCGCCUCGGACUCACAGUGAAGACGUACAACUACAGUGUUCUAUUGAACUAUCCGGAUUUUGACAAUCCGAAUACAGUGGAAGUGGAAAAAGAAGGCGGUUUAUGGUUGCGUCUGAGUCGUGGACGUGGUCAUCCCAGCGGACCUCAACAAGCUGUCAACGAGCAAAUAGAUGGGCGUUCUGAAGUGUGGUGGAAUGCGUAUUCGGCUGAUGGUUCAGUUGAAGCCCGUAUGGUGUACUGUAAUUUUGGAACUGUGGACGAUUUCAAUACACUUCAAGAGAUGGGUAUUGAUGUCCGAGGAGCAAUAGUGCUGAUACGAUACGGCGCUCUAGUGAGAUCCGAAAAAGUCAGAGAGGCUGAACAUCGUGGUGCAGUUGGUGUGGUCCUGUACAGUGAUCCAGCCCAAUACGUCGAUCCGAACAGUAAUGGUACUUUUCCACACUCCUCGUCGCUUCCUGGACUGGACGCACAAAGAGGUUCCGUUGGACGAGUACCGGGCGACCCACUAACACCUCUUUUACCGUCACUUCAUUAUGUGACACGAAGUGAAACCUUGGAAACUCUUCGAAGAAAAAAGGUGCUGCCCCGCAUUCCAGUGACACCAAUUAGUUACGAUGACGCUCAACGAAUUAUCGACUAUAUGGAUGGUCCCAUUGUGACACGAAACGACUGGAUCGGCGGAUUGUCGAUGUAUAGAUGGAGUAGUCGCCGGAAAUACCGGCUAAAUGUUCGAUCAAGGUUUGCUAAACGGACUAUCACUAAUAUCAUAGCUGUACUGGAAGGAAGGGAGGAACCUGACCGUUGGGUGAUGCUCGGGAAUCAUGUUGACGCAUGGGGUAAGGGUGCAGUCGAUCCGGUUUCUGGCACAGCUGUACAACUUGAGGUGGCAAGAGUGUUGGCAAAGGUUAGUUCAAAGGAGUUCUUAUCAGCUCUAUCUCAUGAAGACGACCAAGGCGUUCAAUUGUGUUCUGUCACUGGGAUGCUGAGAAUUUGGCCUCAUAGGCUCCAAGCAGUUGCCUACAUCAAUGUCGAUCACAUAGCCGGAGGCAGGUCAUUGGAUAUAAAGGCAGUUCCGCUUUUAUAUCGAACGAUAGUUGAAGCGUCUCAGAGAACGCCAUACUCGGAAGGUUCUACCGGGGACAGUCUCCUGGAUUCAUGGAGACAUUUUCGUCGUCGCGGUCCAUUCUUGGGUGAUCGUGCUGUUCCAGAAAUUGGUCUCCCAGCAGGAGGAUCAGACUACCAGAGAUUCAUAACUUUUGCUGGUAUUCCUGCAGCCGACAUUAAGUUGGAGCAAAGACCUGGUCAAUCGUACGCGCUCUAUCAUACCAUGUAUGAAACCCCAUGGACUUUUGAAAAUCUGAUUGAUCCAAACUACGCCUCGGUCACAUCUGUAGGUCUAUUGUGGGUGGAAAUCGUUCAUCGACUGGCUAACAGUUUGGUCAUUCCUUUCAAUGUACUGGAUUACGCUCAAUCCUUGUUGGUGUUGUUUCAUAAAGCCGAAACACACCUUUCAAGCCUGGAACUAACGGAAACGAUUGCUUGGCUGCCACAUAAGUUGAGUAGCUUGAAUGAGGCUCUACGUCGUUUUCACAACGCUUCCCGAAGCAUACAAGCGGAGGCCCAGGACAUUUCGAAUGGCUUGAAGAAGGCUUCCGCCCAACGGAUCAAUUCUAUCAAUGCUCGUCUACAGUACGUCGAACGUUCGUUUCUCAACCCAAUGGUUACGGUGGAUGAACUCUACUAUCGUCAUCUAGUAUUCUCACCAUCCACACAAUCUUCACGUAUAACGUCAUUUGCUAGUAUUCUUGACCCAGCUUUGAAAUAUCAUCAUUCUCAUAAUGAAACUCACUUGCAUAAUUUGGCAAUGGCAAUCACAAAAGUGCAAUAUGCUGUUGAAAGUGCCAUUGAUGCUCUUCAGUAG
Cooperia oncophora is the source of this 2373-nucleotide messenger RNA. The record is from the annotation of a GenBank genome assembly. Lineage: Eukaryota; Metazoa; Nematoda; Chromadorea; Rhabditida; Trichostrongylidae.